Messenger RNA from Drosophila mauritiana, 6846 nucleotides. RefSeq names its product double-stranded RNA-specific editase Adar (gene Adar). Bases 596 to 2515 code for a protein of 639 amino acids. The record is from RefSeq and is a predicted model, not a curated record. Gene Ontology annotation, molecular function: tRNA-specific adenosine deaminase activity; double-stranded RNA adenosine deaminase activity; double-stranded RNA binding. Gene Ontology annotation, cellular component: nucleolus; cytoplasm. NCBI's taxonomy places the organism in Eukaryota, Metazoa, Arthropoda, Insecta, Diptera, Drosophilidae. Gene Ontology annotation, biological process: adenosine to inosine editing; RNA processing. The transcript has 12 exons.
AUUAUGCAGACUGAUGCGAGCAGUAACAUUACGAUGUAAGUAUCGAUAUUGGAUAUUGUGAUAAACUGCUCACAUCGCUAGAUUCCGAGCAACAAAAAAGCGACGAGGUGUCAUUGUUAUUUUUUCUAAUGCAAUGUAAUGCAGCGAAUUUGCACAUACUAACAAGUGAAACGCGGUGUAUGUUUAAUCCUUAUCGAGGAACAAAAUCGAUGUAAAUGCGCGACCAGAGAAAACAGGCAGCACUACACCGAGGAUAAAACAAACAAGAAUUGAUUUGUUUGUCCGGCCAUUUCAGUGUGUGUGUGUGUCCGUGCGUGAACGUGAGUGCUUUUUUUUUUCUCCCGAGUGCCGCCAAGUGAAAUUGCACGCCACUGCAGUCGCAGCCUCACAAAUCCAAUCCUGAUCGACGAAACAGCGAAGCGAGGAGGCUAGAAUCGGUUGCCCAACGAAGAGAGCAAAACCGUUAACAAAUGACACUGCCGAUACAGCGAAGUAAAAAUUAAUAAUUAGAGCCAAGAGUUCAUCAUCAUACUCCUGUAAAUCGUAAAUCACCAUUACAAUAGCACAACAGAUUUCACCAAGAUAUAUAAAGUACAUGAAAUUCGAUUCCAGAGUCAUGUUAAAGAGCGCAAAUAACAAUUCUCCCCAGCACCCGGUGAGUGCACCAUCUGAUAUCAACAUGAAUGGCUAUAACCAAAAAUUGCCACAAAAACGGGGCUAUGAGAUGCCAAAAUACUCUGAUCCAAAAAAGAAAAUGUGCAAGGAGCGCAUUCCGCAGCCGAAGAACACGGUGGGCAUGCUGAAUGAGCUAAGACAUGGACUGAUUUACAAAUUGGAGUCACAGACUGGUCCGGUACACGCACCUCUAUUCACGAUAUCCGUGGAGGUCGAUGACCAGAAAUACUACGGCCAGGGCCGUAGUAAAAAAAUUGCACGCAUCGAAGCAGCAGCAACUGCACUGCGCAGCUUCAUACAGUUUAAGGACGGAGCAGUUCUGUCGCCUCUGAAGCCGGCGGGCAACUUGGACUUUACCAGCGAUGAACAUCUUGAAAAUGAUGUCAGCAAAAGUGCUAUUACUGUUGACGGUCAGAAGAAGGUUCCAGAAAAGGGUCCUGUCAUGCUCCUCUACGAAUUAUUUAAUGACGUUAAUUUCGAAUGCAUUAACAUUGACGGCGCCCAGAACAAUUGUCGCUUCAAAAUGACCGUCACAAUCAACGAUAAGAGGUUCGAUGGAACAGGUCCUUCCAAAAAGACGGCGAAAAAUGCGGCAGCUAAGGCGGCACUUGCUUCGUUAUGCGAUAUUUCCUACAGUCCAAUGGUGGUGCCACAGAAGAACGUGCCCCUGCCAAUCGACGACAAGUCGUCAUCGAUGGAGUUGCCUCAGAUACACGCCGAUACGAUUGGUCGAUUGGUCUUGGAAAAGUUCAUGGAAGUAAUCAAGGGUCAGGAGGCUUACUCGCGUCGAAAGGUAUUAGCGGGCAUUGUAAUGACUGAAAACAUGAAUUUUUGUGAAGCCAAAGUUAUUUCAGUUUCGACGGGCACCAAGUGUGUCAGCGGUGAGCAUAUGAGUGUGAACGGAGCUGUCCUAAACGAUUCCCAUGCUGAAAUAGUCUCCAGGCGUUGUCUUCUCAAAUAUUUAUAUGCACAGCUGGACCUUCAAUGCAAUCAGGCCACAGCAUAUCAGUCGAUUUUCGUGAGGAAUACUGAUGGGCAAUACCCUUAUAAACUAAAAUCCGGGGUACAUUUCCAUUUGUAUAUAAAUACAGCACCUUGUGGGGAUGCACGGAUAUUUAGUCCUCACGAAAACGACACUGGUGUUGACAAACAUCCAAAUAGAAAGGCUCGUGGCCAGCUGCGCACCAAAAUCGAGUCCGGUGAGGGGACGAUUCCAGUGAAAAGCAGUGAUGGUAUCCAAACGUGGGAUGGCGUAUUGCAGGGCCAACGCCUGCUAACAAUGUCGUGCUCGGAUAAAAUUGCCCGUUGGAACAUCUUGGGCAUACAAGGCUCCCUAUUGUCUUCCAUAAUUGAACCGGUGUACCUGCAUUCGAUUGUGCUGGGCAGCCUGUUGCAUCCGGAGCACAUGUACCGCGCAGUUUGCGGCCGCAUCGAGAAGUCCAUUCAAGGCCUGCCACCGCCGUAUCAUCUAAACAAGCCGCGCCUGGCACUAGUCACUUCGGCCGAGCCGAGGAAUCAGGCCAAGGCUCCCAACUUCGGGAUCAAUUGGACCAUUGGGGACACCGAGUUGGAGGUUGUGAACUCGUUAACUGGCCGAACCAUUGGCGGCCAGGUGUCUCGCAUCACAAAGCAAGCGUUUUUCGUUAAGUAUGGAUUUCUAAUGGCAAACUUGCCCGGUAUUUUAGUCCGCAAAGUAACCACAGACUAUGGGCAAACCAAAGCUAGCGUUAAGGACUAUCAGAUCGCAAAGCUAGAAUUGUUCUCUGCAUUCAAGCGAGAAGACCUUGGAAGCUGGCUGAAGAAACCCAUUGAACAAGACGAGUUCGGUCUUGCCGAAUGACUGCACUCAGCACUAUUAUAUAAUUUAAAAAAAGACAACACAGACAACGGCAAGCAAUUAAUAGAAUUAGACGACAUAGAUUUUAUGACAAAUUCUGAUAUAGAAUGCAAACUAUAUUGGGUGCAAACACAUCGCUAUGAUAUACCACUUCAUAUGAUUGACAACCUGCCAACCUUGCGUACCCAUUGCAAUAGCAAGCACAAAGAUGCUUAUGCUUGAAAUAUAAAGAAAAGCUCUAGAAUAUUUACAGAAAAGAAUGUAGUUUUUAUGCUGGAACUGAGUAAAGGAGUAUUAUGGCGUUUUUUUUUGAAUCAAUUCAUUUUCAAAUUGGCUAAAGCAAUUUCUUUCUCAUCUAAGUUUGUGACUUGUUUUGUUAUUUAAAUGAAUGCGAUGCGUUGCGAUGUCGUCGCAACCACACUGUCGAAACUUUCAAGUGAGUUGCGUCUUUCGUUUUCCGUAUUUUAUAUGGUAAUUAUGGUAAUAAACAAUGUUACGAAACAGUUAAAAGAUAUAUAUAAAACCAAAAACCAACAAGUAAACUCAAUGAAUAACAAUAAUGCAAACAGAAAGCUAGAAUUCGUUCUCUUAUCGAUUAAGCAAUGUAUUUUGUUAAGUAAUGUUAUUUGCAACGACAUAAUAAUUAUAAUAAUAAUAAAGCCACGCUUAAUAUAAACAUAAGAACAUUUUAGGUGAAUCUGCGUUAAUUUCACAUACUUUUCUUCAGAUCAGAUAUAAACCUAAGCUUUAAUCGAUUUUCAAUGAAUAAAACUGUGUUCUUGGUUGAAAAACUUUAUAUCUAUAUAAGAACCUGUUAUCAAUUAAAUUACGUAGAUUUCUUUGCAUAUUAGUUGAUACAAAUCACAAGCAAGCGAAAGCAGAUAAGAAGAUAUAUAUAUAUAUAUAUAUAUAUAUAUGUAUAUUAGUUACCAAUUUUGUAGCAAGCUGAUAAAGGCAUUUGAACUACCUAAGUCUUAUCAUGAAGCUUGUAUCGCCAUUUCGUAUAAUGUAGAAAGACAUACUAUAUUAGUUGUCGUUACUUGUACAUCAUUAUACCUUCUGUUAAACUAACUUCCGCCCUAAGUUCUUCCGGUUGUUCGUUCAAUUUGAAAUGGCAAUUGUUAAUGGUAAGAUCAAUACCUACUCUUCCAUCGUCAAAUGACGUAUUCCAAUUCAAAACAAGGCGAUUUGGCUCCUCUUUUAAUGUGUACUUGAAAAUGCUAAUAUGAAUGAUCUAGUCAAAUGUGGUAUUCUAAUAAAGCCAUAGUCUCCAACCAUUCAGUUAUGUGAAAUAAAUAUUACGUCGAAGUUGCAUAGAACACGAAAAUGAAAAAGACUGCAAGACAUUAGAGCAGCACAGCGUAUUUUGUUGCAGUUGCAGUUUGUCCGAAUCGUCUUAAUCAUGAAAAUACUCACGACCUCGAAAAUGUUUGAGUACCGACCUCUUGAGAUAUAAUUUUUCAUUUAAGGCCUUAAAUUUCUUUAAGAACUAAAAUUCAACCGCUUAUUUCGUCCAAUGCCGUUUAUAAUUAACAAACUACUUCGAAGUUUAAUUUUCUUUGACUUUCCCACAGUCCAUUUAAUGCUACUCUUAGUAGUAAUUUAAUUUACAUGAUUGCUUCGCAACGUGUUUCCUUAACUACCGAGUGAACCUGAUGGGCUGAUUAUGUUUUAAAUAUGAAAAAUGAUUAAUUGUUAACAUUUUCAGCGCGGCACGAAGUAGGCAAUUGAAUUUUGAAGUUUAUGGGAAAUUUGAUAAUACGAAAACCAUCAAGGCUUUUUCAAUGUGAAAUUAUAAUCUAUGUGGAGAGGACAUUAUUUAUAAUUUUCAAUAGUGGUAUUCUUCAAAUUACGUCGAUAGCAAAAAUUUAGUUAUAGAUUUCCUUUAAGUUCUAAGUGAUACAAGUACACCAUUUUUUUUCCUGCGCAUGCUAAAAAAUAUAUUGGCAUAGUAUUUGAGUAAAAGAAAAAAAAACUUGCGAGUUUUUCUCCAUUACUUGAUUAAAUAAUAAUAUGACGAUAUAAUUGACUUAAGUAAUAUUUGGAAAAUACCGCGUAUGAUGGAUAAACCAAAGUUGAUCUUAUAUAAAAUACUGUGAUACUAAAUUUUACUAGUACUUCCAGCAUAGCUGCAUUUUAUUCAUUCUUAAAUAUUCUAUGAUAAGCAGCAGCAGAUAAUAAUCAAUGACUAUAUAGGAAAACAAAAAUUUUUAAAUGGCAUGCACCAUGCUUGUCUACAUUAGAUUUUCAAGUAAGAAAUUUUACAAACUAGAUUAAUACGUAUGGAAAGGUGGGUAUAACAUUGGGACUCCUCAAAUAUCAUUUUUAAUUGCAAAACAAAACAAUAGGCUCUCGAUGCAGCAUACACAGGACAACUUCAGUCAACUAAUUUCUAUUGCGAUAAGAUACAUUAAAUGAAACCCUAUAACACGUAGGCUAGUCGUCAAAUCGGUAUAUUCAAGAAGCAGCUAAUAAACGUUCAACACGUAUUAGAAUACCAAUCUAAGAACACACAAUGAUAACUAUGAGAAUUUUUUAAUUAAACUUAGUUGGAAGAAGAUCAGACAUUUACAAUAGUAUGCUAGUCGAGUGCUCAACUCUUGUUAUGGAAUGGCUUUAACUAUUCACCUACUAAGUUGGUUUGCCUAUCGGUUCGCAUUCACAUUAUUUCAUAAUAUAAUUGAAACCAGCUUGGGAAUAAAUAGAAAUAGACAUAGACAUAGUAAAUAUCACAGUUUGAAAUGGAUAUUGUACUUGCAAGUUGGACUUACAUGAAUAAGUAUACAAAACAAAAGGUUGCUCAAAUUGCAAAACACUUUGAAAGUAUUUCUACAUCUUCCAAACAAAAAGCAGUCCUCAAAAACACACUUAGAUGCUUAUAGAACAUACCGGGUUUUACUAUACAUAUAUCCCGCAAAACCAGUGAUAAGAAGCCGCAUCGAGUCCCUACUACUACGUAUGAUGUUCUAGACCAAACCCAUAUACCAACUACCAUAUAGCAUGAAGAAUCUAAUCCAGCUGCAUACAUAUGUACGAACUAAAGGCAGCAAUCCGAAGCAGAUUUUAUUACCACUUGCAAUUGUAUGAAUAGUUAGGACAUAUGAUGUUUCGGGAGUUCAAAAACUGUAAGCAAUCAAUUAUCUGAGACACAACAUGCUAAACAUAUUGCAGAUCCAGCAGGAUGCCAAGAUUGAAUCUGUUUUACGUGCUCCUGAGAUCAAGAACCAUAUAUUAUUGACUUUCUGGGCUAAACGCGUUAUAAAGAAGACCAUAAUCAUAAUUUGGGCUUACCCACUAGGCAUUGCUUACGCAUAUUUCACUAAGUUUACGAAACGAAUAUUAAACUACCAAAGAAAUAAACAGUAUAAUUAUAGUAAAUUUACAUUUUCGAGCCAAAAACACCUUUUUUUUACAAAACAUCAAAUAUUUUUUUUUUUUUUUGAUUCCACCGAAACUUGCAAUUUUGAUGGAAAAGUGGGUUUAGGAAAUUAGCAAUGCGGACAUCCAAACAAAGAUGGCUGUUCUUUAGUUUACGAACAAGCCAGGAAGCCAGGAUAUUUACCAGGAAAUCAAUAUAUGCAUAACUUAAUAUAUAGAAAUACACACUUAUACGUAAAACUUUGUUCAUGAAAAAGAUUAGUGCAUAUAUCCAAAAGAUUUAAGCAAAUAAUAAACACUUAAUAUCUAAAUACACAGAACAAACUUUAAUAAAAACUAGGUUUACACUUCCUACACUUAAACUUCGCUUGUCCACGUUUCAAGAAAUUCGCUUGGAUAACGAAUCAAUAAAAUUCCAAAAUAGUAACAGUCUAGUCUGCGAAUUACAAAUUCUAUUUGCAGUUUAAGAAAUAUUCUUUCAAACACGAAAACACAAUACUUGCAAGAACGUAGAAAUCAAUUGCAGGCAUCCAAAAUUGCUCGUUUAGUUUUAAAAGAAAUCCGUAUGUACCAGGAAUUCAGUAUAUGCGUGGCUUAAUACAUAAAAUACAUACACACUUACUUAUACGUAAAUCUUUGUUCAAAACUUGAUCAAAAUUUAGUGCAAAUAGCCAGACGAUUCAAAUAGAAUAAUAGCGAGCAAGAAAGAGCAUUGUUAACAGCUACCUUAAACAUUUAAGUCGGCAAAAACAAAUGUAUCAAUAACUUAAACUUUUAAAAUAGAUUUUACGAUGGCCUUUUUGUUUUAUAAUCGACUGUCAGCCAAUAAAAUGAUCCCCACGUCAUUGAAGACGAAACCUAAACCCUAUAAGCCUAUGAAUAUUUACACAAUCGUUCGGUCUCCAACUAAUGUAAAUGAAAUUUAAUAAAUUACCAAUAAUAUAUAGAGAACAAAA